This is a messenger RNA of Linum trigynum, 3543 nucleotides long. The record is from the annotation of a GenBank genome assembly. NCBI's taxonomy places the organism in Eukaryota, Viridiplantae, Streptophyta, Magnoliopsida, Malpighiales, Linaceae.
CAAAUCCACUACCAAGUACUUAAUCACAUCUCAUCCUCCAUCCACUGAUUAUAACUGUUAUCAUCCAGAACAAACUCAUGUCUGCUGCUACAGCAGCAGUUCUCAUGGCAUUUCUCCUUGCCAUUACCUGCCUCUGGACCUUCCCUCAAGUUGCCAAUGCAGGGGUCACUAGGCACUACAAGUUCAACAUAGAACUGAAGAACAUCACAAGGUUGUGCCACACUAAGAGCAUUGUAACAGUGAAUGGAAAGUUCCCUGGACCUCGGGUUAUCGCUAGAGAAGGCGAUCGCCUUGUGGUGAAAGUUGUCAAUCAUGUUUCCAAUAACAUCAGCAUCCAUUGGCAUGGAAUUCGACAGCUAAGGAGUGGAUGGGCUGAUGGCCCAUCUUAUGUGACACAGUGUCCCAUCCAGACCAACCAAACAUAUGUCUACAACUUCACCAUUACAGGACAAAGAGGAACAUUAUUCUGGCAUGCUCAUAUUACCUGGAUGAGAGCCACUGUCUAUGGCCCUCUUAUCAUCCUCCCUAAACCCAAUCAACCUUACCCUUUCCCCAAACCGUACAAGCAAGUCCCUAUCAUGUUUGGUGAGUGGUUCAAUGCUGAUCCUGAGGCAGUCAUUAGUCAGGCUCUUCAGACUGGGGGAGGUCCAAAUGUCUCUGAUGCAUACACUCUUAAUGGUCUCCCAGGCCCCUUGUACAACUGUUCUGCUAAGGACACAUACAAGCUGAAGGUGAAGCCCGGGAAGACAUACCUCUUACGGCUGAUCAAUGCUGCACUCAAUGACGAUCUCUUCUUCAGCAUUGCUAACCACACCUUCACUGUAGUUGAAGCUGAUGCAGGCUAUGUCAAGCCUUUCAACACCCGUGUCUUGCUAAUCACGCCAGGCCAAACCACUAAUGUCCUCCUAAAGACUAAGCCGGUCUCCCCCAAUGCAACAUUCUACAUGCUAGCUAGACCAUACUUCACAGGCCAAGGCACAUUUGACAACACAACCAUUGCUGGGAUACUUGAGUAUGAAGAAACCCAAAACCUUACUACUACUCCCGUGUUCACUCCGGUCCUCCCAGCCAUCAAUGCCACAAACGUCGUUGCCAAUUUCUCAAGCAAAUUCAGGGCAUUGGCCACUGCCCAAUUCCCAGUCACUGUCCCUCAAACCGUGGACCGGACCUUCUUGUUCACGGUAGGUCUAGGGAUCAGCCCUUGUGGGAAUAAUAAAACUAACAACCAGACAUGCCAAGGCCCUAAUGGCACAAGAUUUGCAGCAUCAAUGAACAACAUCUCCAUGCCACUCCCUUCCACAGCACUUCUUCAGGCCUACUAUACCAAGAAAUCCAAUGGUGUGUUCACCACUGAUUUCCCUAUAACCCCCUUGAACCCAUUCAACUACACAGGCACUCCACCGAAUAAUACAUUUGUGGCAAAUGGGACCAAAGCCGUGGUGCUGCCCUUCAACACGACCGUGGAGGUCGUGCUGCAAGGCACCAGCAUCCUUGGUGCUGAGAGCCACCCUAUCCAUCUCCAUGGAUACAAUUUCUACAUAGUGGGACAAGGGUUUGGUAACUUUGAUCCAAGCAAGGACCCUAAGAGUUACAACCUAGUUGAUCCUGUUGAGAGGAACACAGUUGGUGUGCCCACUGCUGGUUGGGUUGCGAUCCGGUUUCGAGCAGAUAAUCCAGGGGUGUGGCUGAUGCACUGCCACUUUGAUGUUCAUCUGAGCUGGGGAUUGAGGAUGGCAUGGGUUGUAAUGGAUGGGAAGCUUCCACAUCAGAAGUUGCUUCCUCCACCAUCUGAUCUUCCCAAGUGCUGAUCAUGAUUCAUCAUGAAUAGAUGUGGGGGAGAAAGAAAGAAAAAAAAAAGAUUCUUUUGCUGUUCUUUUUAUACAAUAUAUCCUCCAAUUUUGUGGGUCUGUUUUAAGUUAACUUAUACUAUACUACUACUGCUGCUAUGUGGGUUUUUUGUUUGUUUGUUUGUAAUUUUUGGUGUCUGCAACAAGUUGUUCCUGGCUAGCCUUAGCACAGACAGGCAAGGCAUGGCAGAGGGAGGGCAAUAAUUGUUUGCUUUUGUUUCUGCUGGAUCGGCUUUCUCUAAAUUCCCCUUCUAGAAACUGUGACAAGGCCAUUGUAGUUGAGUGAGUGAGGAUGAUGAGUCUUUGUUUGUACAAUAAAAAGAGUUGCAAAUUUCAUAUCUACACAUUACAAGGUGGAAGUUUUCUUAUUUUUCUUAACCACUGCAGCGCUUGUUACUUCAAAAGUUUGAUCUAAUUUUGACUUUGUACCAAGGGGGACAGAUCUCUCACCUAAGAAGGUAAUUUCCGGAAUAGGAACAACCAGAUACACGAAUAUUCCGACCUUUGCAGGCCUAUUACUAAAUAGCAGUGUUAUUAAAGUCGAGCCGCUCGGCCCGACCGGUAAAACCGCCACCCGAUCACAAAACCGGCUCGGAACAGUUUAAAAGCCGCUCCGGUUUUAUGUAGCGGUUGGCGAGUGGCCGAGGCGGUUAGCCGUUCGAGCCGAUCGAGCCGCUCGUCCGGUUUUUACCAUUCAGCCACUAAAUUUAAAUAAAAAAAUUGUAGAAAAUUGAAAAUUGAAAUAAACCAAAAACGUCGGGCUCUCAAAUUGAAUCCUUAUUUCCAUUUCACAAUUUCGAAGGAAAGAGAUGAGCUAUGAUUAAGAAAUGUCCACUAUUUAUACUGAUAACGUUUAUUAGAUACCGGUUCUCUAACGGUUUUUAAACGGUCUAAUGCCGAUUGGACCGCUAAAGUGCGAGCCGUUCGCAUUACCGGGUCAUGCUCCGGUUCGGUUCUGACAACAUUGCUAAAUAGAAAGUAGAAAUGGAUGUUGGUCAUGAACCAAAGAUGCCACUAUAUGAAUUGAUUCCAUGCUAAAUAUCAUUAAGUGUUAUCCAAGUACUUACAAUUUACUUUCUUUUUUAAAACAUGUAAAUUAAAAAACAACUAUUUAAAAUAUCUACAAUCUACUUAUAAACCAUAAUGUACAUGUUUUCCUAUCAUGAUUGAUAUCUUGGCACAUAUAUGUAAGAUUAUCAUUAUCCCAUUACAUAGUCAAUAAAUUCUUGAAAUCGAAGAAUGAACCAUCUUGUAUAUGUAUGAUAUAUGUAACUUCUUUCUAUACAUUGAUCGUGAGAAUGUAUUGUUUUCAUGGCUCACCCCUUUAUGUACAUCCAUGUUUGGAAUCAAAUAAUGAUGUAUUUGUACUUAUAUAAUAGAUGAUAGUAAAAAAAAUUAAUAAACAAGAAACACUAUUCUCCCAUAUUCUCUUAUGUUUUUUCUUCUUUCUAUUGAUUACUUGUGUCUGUUCAUCUUCACCAUCAUAUUUUACUAGCAUGGACCCGACCAUUUGGCCGGAACAUUUAGCUCCAUUAUUUGUUAAAUUAUCUCAACUAAGAUUUUUAUUUAGCAUUGUUGAUUGUUAUUCUAUUAUAGUUUGAUACAUAGCAUUCAUUGACAAAAUUAAUUUUCUUUAUUUUAUGAGGUGUUUCUCGGUCAUAAUAUUCAACAUUCUUAUUAAACUCUUUGUAGUUGG